UCAACUGGGUAAUUUGAGCAAACGGGGGACGGCGGGGGGAAGGGAGGGGAAUAAAAAGCUCUGCAGGCAGUGAGAGAGGUGUGGGAGCAGGCAGGACGGAACACAGACAGAAAAAAAGCCGCUCACACGUGGAGGAGCAAACGGAGCGUCACUUUUUUUGGGAAAUAAAGUGAGGCGCAACAGCUGAGCUGCUGUCUUUGGGGGAACUUGGGGGGGAUGUAAGGGGAGGAGUGAGGCACAACAAUGCUCCUGGAAGAGCCGAAUAGGUGACUGUUAGAAGCUUUUUCAUUAAGAAAAUCAAAGCACAGGGGCUGAAGGGUCAUGGAAAACCCCUGGAGAAGGAGGUGGAGGACGCAGGCGAUCAGAUGGAAACUGUUGAGGAACUCGCUGCUGCUUUGUUUAUUCACCGGUGGCAGUAAAGCCCAGUGUGAAGGCUGUAUAGAGUACUGCUGCGAUGGAUCUCCACCUUUCUGCUGCUCCUACUACGCCUACGUGGGCGACGUCCUCUCGGGCACUGCCAUCUCUGGUAUCGUUUUCGGCGUGGUGUUCCUGAUGGGGGCGGUGGCGGCCUUGUUCCUGUGCGUAUGUAUGUGCAUGAAGAACGGGCGAGGCGCCCGGGUCGGCGUGUUCAGCACCUCCUACAUCAACACUGUGACCCAGGGCUACCCAGGCCCUCCACCUCCAUACACCUACGACUAUGAGAUGUACCCUCCCUCGCUGCACCCGCCGCCUUACACCCCGACUCAGCCUCAGCCGGCCAACUGCUCCCCUCCUCCUCCUUACCCUGGCUGCGCCCGCAAGUGAAUCCCCCCCCGCAGUACGGAUCAUCCACCGGCCAGCUCAAGGAGACUACCAUGACCUGGUUUUUUUCCAAACCUGGAGAUGACUCUACAUCUUCGGCCUCUAUGGGGUUAAAGACAGUUUAACAAAUGUGCAUAUUUAAACACAAAGAUAGGGUGGCCCAGUGCAAUAUUGUUCAGCAGGCCAGAAUUCUCAGCUACGCACCUGCAGGGUGUAAACGUCACAGCAUUUGUGCUGCUUGGACCAAAAAGGUUGGGAAAUAACAAUUUAACACCACGCUGGUCAAGACAGCAUCCCAACACAUCCACGGUUUGAUAGCUGUUAGCAGCCUACAGCAGGUACUUCUUUUUUUUUUUUUUCUUCUCCACACUAAUAACCAAUAUCCUUCUCUGUCCCCGGCUGUGCACAUCAAAGACACCGCUGAGCUUUGAUGGAGGUGAAGACCACUUUUGUCAGCAUGGAAGCCGGGGGGGGUGGUGGUGGGGAACCUUACAUCACCUGAGGAGGGAAGUCUUUCCAGGACACAAUGUAGAGUCUGCUUUUAUUCAAAGUUAUCUAUCCCACCAUGUGUUUUUUCUUUUUUAGUUAUUGAGGUGAAAGUUGAUGAUUAAAGCUGUUUUUUAAAAACAAGUCAGGGCUGGACCUGUCACGUGUAAACACAAAGACUUGAAUAUAAUGUAUGAUAACACUGACUUUUUAAUGGAACGGACAACUUGAAAGGACUGGAACUGUUUUUUUGUUUUUUUUCUUUACUGCCUUACUUGAAACAAUGCGAGGAGGGAAAAGCUCUUUGAAAUGAGAAAUUGUAAAUCUUCUGCCCUUUUCUCUCUCUUGCUGAGAACUGAUGAUGAUUUGAAUUGCAGUUGUAGGCCAAUUAAAGGUCCAGUAUGUGUAG
This is a messenger RNA of Larimichthys crocea (large yellow croaker), 1696 nucleotides long. RefSeq names its product cysteine/tyrosine-rich 1 (gene cyyr1). The transcript is spliced from 4 exons. The record is from RefSeq and is a predicted model, not a curated record. The coding region runs from base 322 to 804 and encodes 160 amino acids. Lineage: Eukaryota; Metazoa; Chordata; Actinopteri; Sciaenidae.